This is a messenger RNA of Stomoxys calcitrans (stable fly), 656 nucleotides long. Its product is annotated as larval/pupal cuticle protein H1C. NCBI's taxonomy places the organism in Eukaryota, Metazoa, Arthropoda, Insecta, Diptera, Muscidae. The record is from RefSeq and is a predicted model, not a curated record.
GAAUCAUUCAAUACAGACCUAUUUUGAUCAGUCAAAACGAAAACAAAAUCAAUCAAAAUGUUCAAAUUGGUGGUAUUGUCUGCUCUCCUCGCCGUAGUUGCUGCUCGUCCCGGUCAUUUGGAAACACCCCUUUACUAUUCGGCUCCCACAGUCACCGUGCAAGAAUCAUCCCUGGCCCAUGUUGGCAACAUUGUAAAGAGUGUGCCCUCUGCUGUGUCGCAUCACAGUAACAGUGUUGUACAUAGCUCAGCCCAUGUGGUGGAGGAUGUUGUUGCUCCUGCUGUCAAGCACUUCCUACACCACAAAAACUUGGCCACUCCCGUUGUUGAGACUUAUGCUGCCGCAGCUCCUGUAGUGCACACCUAUGCUGCUGCCGCUCCUGUGGUUCAAACUUAUUCUGCUGCUGCUGCUCCCAUUGCCCAUACCUAUGCUGCUGCUCCUUUGGCUCACACCUAUGCUGCUCUGCCAGCCGUUACCAGCUAUGCUGCCUCAGCUCCUUUGACCUAUACAGCCACUGGAGUUUGGUAAACUGUUUCAGGGAUAUCCAUGGGCUUAGUUUAAGGAUAAAGUGUUUCGAAAAAUGAUUUUGGCGACUGUGAAAAUUUAUGUUGGAGGAGUUGUGAAGAAGAUUUGUUACAAAAAGUUAAAUGUUUUUA